AUGUCCUACACAAACAAAACAGCCCUCAUCAUCGGCGGCAGCCACGGCAUCGGCCUCGCAACCGCCCAGCUCCUCCACUCCCAAGGCGCCAAAGUCCUCGUCACGGGCCGCAGCCCAGACCCCAUCCGCUCCGCGCAAGCCCAGCUCGGCCCCGCCGCCAAAGUCAUCCCCUGCGACAUCACCUCGUUAGUAUCGAUCGACACCCUCGUCGAGACAUCCUCGUCCUUCUUCGGGGAUGGCCGCACCCUCGACCUCCUCUUCAUCAACGCGGGCUACGCCGCACUUGAGCCCUUCGCAGACGUCUCGGAGGCCUCCUUCCGCCGCACCUUCGACACAAACGUCUUCGGCGCGUUCUUCGUCGCGCAGAAACUCGCGCCGAGGGUCGCACCCGGCGGCGCGAUCGUCUUUACCACCUCGGUCGCGAAUCAGAUAGGGAUUCCGGGGAUGAGCGUGUACUCCGCGUCCAAGGCGGCGGUGCACUCGUUUGUGCAGACGCUGGCGGCGGAGUUGGUGGGUAUGCAGGUGCGUGUGAAUGCCGUGUCGCCUGGAUUUGUGAGGACGCCGACGAUGGGGGUUGUGGGGGCGUCGAGGGAGGAAUUGGCCGAGUUUGAGGGGCAGGGGGUGAAGAGCACGCCGAUGGGGAGGAUUGCGGAGCCGGGGGAGGUGGCUAGGGCUGUGGUGUUUCUGGGGUUCGAGGCGAGCUUCACUACGGGGGAGCAGGUUGUUGUUGAUGGGGGGUUAGCUACGUUGCGGUUGCAUUAA
Molecule: messenger RNA, 762 nt
Organism: Aspergillus fischeri NRRL 181
Lineage: Eukaryota; Fungi; Ascomycota; Eurotiomycetes; Eurotiales; Aspergillaceae
Product: putative short chain dehydrogenase
Exons: 1
Coding region: 1-762 (253 amino acids)
Molecular function (GO): oxidoreductase activity, acting on the CH-OH group of donors, NAD or NADP as acceptor
Source: RefSeq, a predicted model, not a curated record